Messenger RNA from Anopheles gambiae (African malaria mosquito), 1662 nucleotides. Its product is annotated as ninjurin-A. Gene Ontology annotation, biological process: cell adhesion; tissue regeneration. Bases 345 to 1217 code for a protein of 290 amino acids. The transcript has 4 exons. Lineage: Eukaryota; Metazoa; Arthropoda; Insecta; Diptera; Culicidae. Gene Ontology annotation, cellular component: membrane. The record is from RefSeq and is a predicted model, not a curated record.
AAGCGCCAAACGCGCGCUCAGUUCGUGUCGAGCCGCUCAGCGGUACAGUGUUUACACAUCGGUCUCCACCCCGUUCCGUGUCGUGUGUUGCUGUCCAGACAAAAAACAACGUGCCCAACGGAGUGUGUAACGGUGCUCGAGUCGGGGCCGGAGUCGAAAAACGGGCAACGGCUUAUUGUUUCCACUGCUUGAUUCACCGGGAAGCAGUCGGUCAAGUGGAUCCAGGGCGGGUGUAAUUAUUCGCAAGACACUCGCACAAACGAAUUAAAGUCGAAUCAGUUUGCACUGGUGUGAGUGAGAGGUGAAUUUUGCGCUCGAAACGAUCAAACGAUCUGCCCAACAUCAUGACGUCCACCGGAGAGAAAGACACAUCAGCGGUGGAAAUAAACAUCGAAGAGAGCGCCGGCAGCGACAUGCCAGAUGCUGGCCGCACCACUGCCAACCCAGCGCACACCCUUGCCGCACGCCCCAACGGUCGCAAUCGUAGCCGGUCGAACAGUCGUUCACCAUCUCGCCGAGCAAAGCGUGACACAGAGAAGGCUCGUACCGAUGCGAUUCCCCUUCUGCCCAUACCUAACGAAUCGAAUCUUCCUCGGCAGGAACCGCCAAUGGCUGGGCCCGAGCUGGACGACGACGACGACGAGCUGGACGAUGGGGUGGAUCUGGACGAUCCCAAGAGCAACCGGGGCAUCGACAGCGGCUUCCUCGACCCGGUCGACAAUGGGUCCGUCGAUACGGGUGUGUCGCGGGCGGGACGACGCGGCGGUCGUCGCAAUCAGGCACCGGCCGGGCCAACGUAUCGCCCAGGGUUUGCACCGACAUUCGAUGCCGAUGGGACACGUGUUGUUCAAACAACGGCCACCGGGCAGGUCAUACCGGACGUGAAUGUGUACCAGCAGAAGAAGAACCUUGCGCAGGGCAUGAUGGAUCUGGCGCUACUGUCCGCCAACGCCAAUCAGCUCCGGUACGUGCUGGAGUCGUACAGCCGCCAUCCGUACUUCUACGUCAAUCUGGUGUUCAUCUCGACCAGCAUCAUUGCGCAGGUGGCGGUCGGCAUUGGGCUGAUCUGGAAGAGCCGGUACGACAUCAAGAAGGAGAACGAUUUUUGUAAAGCCGAUCGGAUCAACAAUCUCAUCACGAUCGGCAUCUUCAUCAUUACGCUCGUGAACGUGCUGAUAUCGGCGUUUGGUGUUGCCGAGACGCAGCCGGUCGUGUGACGGCACUGCGCUGUUUUGGGAGUUUGUGUAAUUUAAACUAUGUUGUCAGUAUCAUCUAGAGUAGCAUUUAGGUUAGGAUGUGAUAGGAGCAAAUAGUGGAGUUGCGACGAUUUCGAUCUAAAUAACUUAACCAUGGUCCAUUGGUUGUUUUAAUCAAAAUUAAAUGAUAUAUUUUAUGAACCUUUUUUAGUGAAAAGUUAUUACUGUAAAUUGAUUAUCAGUAAUGUUACUAACGAUAGGCAUUUUCGUGAACACUACCACUAAAAAAGAUAUUAACAUUCUUAAUAUAUCAUUCAUUCACUGCGUGUGUUCGUUGACCUUAGAGUUCGUUUUUGCACCCACCACAAACCACUGCGGGCGUUUCAAAUGUAAAGAGAGAAGAACAAUUGAUCAAACAGCUGUAUAAACAAUAAAGUGAAAAAUGAUAAAAACAUUCCUCAGUAAA